This is a messenger RNA of Spirometra erinaceieuropaei, 429 nucleotides long. NCBI's taxonomy places the organism in Eukaryota, Metazoa, Platyhelminthes, Cestoda, Diphyllobothriidea, Diphyllobothriidae. The record is from the annotation of a GenBank genome assembly.
AUGAAUGAUCGCCUGAUGAGCCCGCGCCUGCCCCCUGGUGGAUCUAACUUCCCCACCAUCAUCAGUGCCUCUGCUCCAUCAAUGACUGCCUCAGACGAGGCGAAGACAAUGUUCCACGAGGACCUGCAUGCCCUCCUGGGGUCUAUGCCGAAGACGGAUAAGCUGAUUGUCCUUGGGGACUUCAAUACCCGCCUCGGGACAGACUGUGCUGUCUGGAGGGGGGUGUCGGGUCCCCAAGAAAUCGCCGACUGCAACGACAAUGGCCUCCUCUUGUUGCGAACCUGCGCUGAACACCGGCUCCUGCUGACCAACAUCUUCCUCCGCUUUCCGAUGAGGAAGAAGGCCACUUGGAUGCGCUCCGCGGUCCUGGCAGUUGCUGGACCAUGUUCUUGUCCGGCGGCGCGAUCGACAGGACGUGAGGGUGGCUAA